AUGGCAGGCAACGAGCCCGGCCGUGGAGAACAAGGUCAGUGGCGAAUUAGCAAUCCGUCACCCGACGACUCACCAGCGAAUGUCGGACGACUUGAUGGCCGGAUCGCCAAUGCCCCGAGCCGAGCCCGUAACCCGGAGCGUGAGCGGCUGUUCCAGUGGAAACGACUUCGACCUCAGCCGAGACAGGUGUCGCUUCUCUGGGACGAUACUACGUCGAACUUCUUCCGUACUGCUAUCAGUCUGGUGGAACAAGAUGUGAGCCUGGCGCAAGAGGUCGUCAAGGAGAUGGCCGCUGAUGGUCGGCUGCCGCUCGUCAGAGAUGUCAUUGAGGGAGCCGCUUCAGCUAGAACGCCCGAGGCCAAAGCUCUUCUCUGGGAAUCGCGUAUUUCGCCCCUGUUCCGAGUCUUGCUCCACCCGACUGUCGUAGACUCGGUGGUUCUCGAACAGGAAACGGCUGUGCUCUAUCGAUUGCUCUUGGGAGUUGACGCCACACGCCUGAAAACCCUCUUCAACUUUGUCUUCGAUGUCGUUGAUCAUUGGUACGAGUUGCCUUUCGAAGACACGCCUGUUUCUGCCAUGGAAGCACUUGCUCUAUCGUGCGGCGUCUUGGCCAAGGUUAUCAACACCAGCACCUUGAAUAUUGUCAAUGCCCUCUUUCACCCCAUUGUCGAAGGAAUCAAGCUGCGAUUAGAUGUUUUCGGCAACAAAGAUAGCGACUUCCAUACCCUGCAAGCAACAAGGCAUCUCGACUAUGUUUACCGUCGCCUGGGUAUCGGCCAAACUCUGGUCGACACUGUCCAUAUCUCGGCUUCUUCUGGUGCCGUGGCCGAAUUCACUCUCAGCCAGGAUUUGCCUGGAAAACUUUCCAAACGCCGCGAGCGCCACGACAAUGACCACCAGGAUAUUUCGGAUAUCAAGCUCAUGCCUACCCACCAAGAAAUCAUGUCUUCUCGAGAUGAAUACUUGCCGGUCGCCAACCCUGCACAGCACCACUUGCAAGGCCUGCGAGGUUUGCUAGAUCGGCAUUUCCGCCUGUUGCGCGAGGAUACACUCCAUGAUUUACGAAGCGCCAUUCGCACAACCGUGGAGUCAAAUGCCAAGGUGCGAGAUGUUCGGACACGAGUUGUUGCCUACGACAACGCCUUUGCUGUUGACAUGACCUUCGACAGAUGGUCAGGUCUUGAGUUCAUUAUCCAGAUUGACCAACCCCGACCGACAAGAGGUUUAGACAAAUUGCAACGCGGCACUUGGUGGGCAGGAAAGAAACUCAUGGAUGGAGCUCUUGUUUGUAUUGUUGAUGAAGUGGGUGGUAUUUUCUUCUUCCAGGUCUCAAAGUCGACCAUCAGAACUCCCAAAGAUGAGACCCAGCAGGGUCAAGGAAACAACCAAGGGGAGGAUAAGAGCGAUGCACCGCGCUACAGUCUGCUAGACGAUGAAAACCACGCAUACGUACAUCUACAUGUCGUCGACACAGGAAUCGACGAAAUCAAGAGAUCUCUCAGGUGGUUCAAGACCAUGCAGAUCGUCCGCCAGCAUCGUCGUCUUCUCGAAUUCCCGUCUAUCCUACUGGCUUCUUUCACCCCUCCGUUGAAGGCAUUGCAAAACAUGUCAAAGACCCUGGAUCUCCCUUUCCAAGACCUCCUAACGCUUCGUGCUGGGAGUCGAACAGCGGAUAAUCCUCCCCCACUCUACUCCAGGCGACCUGAUUUCUCUUUCAAUCUCAGCUGCCUGUCGACUGAUGGCAGGGAACUUUCAUACACUCCCGGCGAUGCGAUCAAUCCAUCGCGUCUAAGCAGGCACUCCAGUCUUGAUAAGACUCAAUCCGAGGCCAUUCUCAAUUCACUCAGAAGAUCCUUCGCCCUGAUUCAAGGUCCCCCGGGUACAGGGAAGAGCUAUACCGGAGAAGCGCUCAUCAAAGUCUUGCUUGCCAACAAAUCGAAGGCAAAGCUGGGGCCCAUCAUGUGCGUUUGCUACACCAACCAUGCUUUGGACCAGUUGUUGGAGCAUCUUUUGGAUGGUGGUGUCCAGAAUAUUAUUCGCAUUGGCUCCCGAUCAAAGUCCGACAGGUUGGCUCCUGUAAAUUUGAGAGCGGUGGCUCGAGACAUGACCCGCACGGCUGCCGAAAGUCGGGCUCUUUACAAAUCUGUCGAGACUGUGGACGGCGACACAGAACAGAUUCGCGGUACGCUUUCGGAUUUCAUCUUCAGCAGAGACAACGAAAAGAUUCGUCUUCACCUUGCCCAACACUAUCCUGCCCAACACGAAGAGCUGAUGGGGCCAACCUUGCCCAACUUUGAUGAUGAAAAAGAGAGAUGGCAGACUGUAGACUACUCACGCGGCAAUGUAUUCAAGAAGUGGCUCGCUGGCGGCGCGCCUACCAAUACGACGCGCCCACUUCGGCGCUUGCGCCAAUUGAAGCUAGCCGACCUCUACCAUCAGGAACGUAUCCUGCUCUACCAAGAAUGGCUUGAUGAAGUGUUGAGAGGAGAGAUUGAUUCGCUGUCGAACAUGCACAAGGUUUACCAGGAACACAAAGAGAACAACAACAAAAUCAGGAGCUCCAUUGAUCUGCGUUGUCUUCAAGAAGCGAACAUCAUUGGUGUUACAACCACCGGUCUCGCCACCAAUCUUGACCUUCUUCGACGGGUGCACGGCAAGGUUCUUGUGUGCGAGGAAGCGGGCGAAGUUUUGGAAGCCCAUCUUUUGACCGCGCUCCUGCCGACUGUUGAGCACGCCAUUCUGAUCGGGGACCAUCUUCAGCUACGCCCUCAGAUACAAGACUGGAGACUCCAGCGGGCAAACCCGGCUGGCGUCAAAUACUCCCUAGAUGUAUCGCUCUUCGAGAGACUUGUCCAACCACCUCCAAACGUACCGAGCAUCCCGUUCAGUGUCCUCGAUACGCAACGUCGGAUGCACCCAUCGAUAGCGGAACUAGUACGAUCAACAUUGUACCCAUCUUUGUCAGACUCUGAAAACGUGCAAGACUACCCCGAGAUCCCAGGCCUGGCUCGGAGGCUGUUCUGGCUUCACCACGAAAGCCCAGAAUCGGGGGGAAAGUCUGAUCAGGACUCUGUUGAGACGUCAUACUCCAACAAUUUUGAGAUUGAGCUUGUCUCGGCGCUUGUAUCCCAUCUGUUAAGGCAGGGUGUAUACAAAUCUGGGGAAAUUGCCGUCUUGACACCUUAUCUAGGACAACUGAACAAGCUACGACAGAAGCUCAGCUCCGUCAUGCAGAUCGUCAUCAACGACCGGGAUAUGGACGAUCUUGCUGAGAUGGAACCUGCUUCUGCUGCCCAAGGCAGCUUCACGAACGUGGGACAAGCCGCGAAAACAAAUGCUCUGAGCGGUGUUCGAGCCGCAACGGUCGACAAUUUUCAAGGCGAGGAGGCCAACGUUGUCAUUAUCUCACUUGUCCGCAGCAACAACGACAACAGGUGUGGAUUCCUCAGUACUUCCAAUCGCAUCAAUGUUCUGCUGUCUCGGGCUAAGCACGGCAUGUACAUCAUUGGCAAUUCACAUACCUCGAGCCAUGUCCCGAUGUGGGCGCAAGUCACGGAAAUCCUUCAGAACGGUGGCAACUUCGGCAACAGGUUGGAACUACAAUGCCCGCGACACCUUCAGAACAAGAGCUUUGUGUCACAGCCCGAAGAUUUCCUUCGAUUUUCUCCGGAUGGUGGGUGCAAACUCCGGUGUGACCGUCGGCUCGCAUGCGGCCACGCCUGUACUGGCCCUUGCCACUCCGACCACCUCCACAACGCCAUCAAAUGUCUCGAGGACUGUGCCAGGCCGCAGGUGAAUUGCGACCACCCAUGCCGCCGACGCUGCGGAGAGCCUUGCGACAAGCUUUGCACAGAGGUGCUGCGCGGCGUCGGCCUGAAGCUCCCUUGCGGUCACACUCUUGACACGGUCGCUUGCUGGAAAGCUCAAGACCCGUCUUUAAUCCAUUGCGCCGCUCCUUGCGAUUGGAUUCCCUGCACCAAGCGGUGUACCGAGGUAUUGAAGUGCGGACAUCAAUGCCCCUCUGUCUGCGGUGAACGUUGUCCAGUCGAGAAGUAUUGCCAGACAUGCGCCGCGGAUGACAUCAAGAAUAGGGUGGUCGAUCUCAUCCUCAUGGAUGACUACGGUUCAGUGGACCUGGACGAGGAGCCCUGCAUCUUCCCAGACUGCGGCCACUUCUACACUUACACGACCAUGGACGGACAGAUGGGUCUCCGGGAUCUUUACGAGGUCUCGCCUGAAGGAGUGCCGACGGCCGUCAAAUCGGGGUCCCACCCAUUCUCGGUGACUAACAUCAAAGUGUGCCCCGACUGCCGAGGGUCUCUAAGAAACAUAUCCAGAUAUGGGAGAAUCGUUCGACGUGGUCUUCUUGAUGAGUCGACGAGGAAGUUCAUCAGCUGGGCCCACAGCGUCAAGCAGAAGUUGACAGACGCGUUUUUCGCUGCACAAGACAACCUGCAGAAGAUGGAGAAGAAUAAAUUCAGCUUUCCUAGCACGCAGUUGGGGUUUCCCAUGCCCCAGUCGGCAUUUGCUCUCAGAGGAUCUCGGCAGCAACAAAUGACCCAUCUCUUCAAGCUCACUGGAAAUACCAGGCACGCGGUACUCAAGACGCUCCGAAAUCAGAUCGCCAAUUUUCUCGGGUCAGUAAGGAAAGAAGAGCAGCCGUAUCAGCGCGUGGCACACUUGGUCUGGCACGUAAACAAGCGGCGGCAAACCAGCGACUACUCAUUUGACGAGUCGGCAAUCCAAAUGGGUGGAAUGCUGGACGCCAUGACGCUCUCGCUACGGUGUGAUCUUCUCCUGGUCUCUGACUAUAUCAGUCUAUGCCGCAACAUGACCGACAACGACAGCGACGGUGCCAAGUCCGCCAGCAUUGAUCCCAUGCCAUACAUCAAGGACUGCCAGCGACUGAUUGAGACUGCACGAAUGAGAAAUUAUUCCCGGCUGCAAGUUGAAGGCCACAUCUGCCUCGCCAUGUUUUGUUACUUUGCACCGCCUGACGAUGCUAAGCCGACGACUGACGCACCAGAGGCACCUAAAGCAGAAAACUCAUCCACGAAAGAAAGUAUGAUCAAGCUCGGCGAGGACCACCUUUUGAAAGCUGAGAAGAUCAUCAAAGCAAAUCCGUCCGCAGCCACGAUGGCCUCCGAAGUCGAGACCGCGAGGCGCAUGCUCCACGACGGAGUCUUCUACAGCGAAGUUUCCACUGACGAAAUGCGAGCCGUCUACGCAGCCAUGAGCAAGGAGUUCUCGGGAACAGGGCACUGGUACACAUGCCGCAACGGACACCCCUUCACUAUUGGAGAGUGUGGUAUGGCGAUGCAGCAGACGGUGUGCCCGGAGUGCAACGCUCCGAUCGGCGGCCGGGAUCACUCUUCGGCGGAAGGCGUGAGGCAUGCGGUGGAGAUUGACGCACUUGCGCGCGGCAUCGGAACAAUGGGAUUCUGA
Messenger RNA from Colletotrichum abscissum, 5445 nucleotides. RefSeq lists its product as uncharacterized. Gene Ontology annotation, molecular function: helicase activity. The coding region runs from base 1 to 5445 and encodes 1814 amino acids. Gene Ontology annotation, cellular component: nuclear RNA-directed RNA polymerase complex. The record is from RefSeq and is a predicted model, not a curated record. The transcript is spliced from 4 exons. Gene Ontology annotation, biological process: regulatory ncRNA-mediated heterochromatin formation. NCBI's taxonomy places the organism in Eukaryota, Fungi, Ascomycota, Sordariomycetes, Glomerellales, Glomerellaceae.